Molecule: messenger RNA, 2149 nt
Organism: Centropristis striata (black sea bass)
Lineage: Eukaryota; Metazoa; Chordata; Actinopteri; Perciformes; Serranidae
Gene: tubgcp4
Product: tubulin gamma complex component 4
Exons: 18
Coding region: 71-2071 (666 amino acids)
Biological process (GO): spindle assembly; meiotic cell cycle; microtubule nucleation
Cellular component (GO): gamma-tubulin complex; spindle pole; equatorial microtubule organizing center
Molecular function (GO): gamma-tubulin binding; microtubule minus-end binding
Source: RefSeq, a predicted model, not a curated record
GGCGGUUUGGUGGUUGAAUGAGAUGCUCACACCUGCAUUUACAACUUUAAUCAACUAAAGGUGAAUUAAUAUGAUCCACGAGCUGCUGCUGGCGUUGAGUGGAUACCCGGGGACCAUUUUCACAUGGAACAAACGGACAGGUUUGCAGGUGUCCCAGGACCUGCCAUUCCUUCACCCCAGUGAGACCAGCGUCCUCAACCGGCUCUCUAAACUGGGCUCAGAUUACAUUCGCUUCACAGAGUUCAUAGAACAACACACCGGCCAUGUGCAUCAGCAAGAACAUCACACGAACCAGCCCAACCAGACGGGGCUUCAUGGAAUUUACUUGCGGGCUUUCUGCACAGGGCUGGACUCAAUCCUGCAGCCGUACAGACAGGCGCUGCUGGACCUCGAACAAGAGUUCCUUGGAGAUCCACAUCUGACAAUAUCUCAUGUGAAUUACAAGCUCGAUCAGUUCCAGUUGCUGUUUCCGUCUGUGAUGGUGGUGGUAGAAUCAAUAAAGUCACAGAAGAUCCACGGCUGCCAGAUUCUGGAGACGGUGUACAAGCACAGCUGUGGGGGACUCCCUCCUGUACGCAUGGCCCUGGAAAAGAUUCUUGCUGUGUGCCAUGGCGUGAUGUACAAGCAGCUGGCAGCUUGGAUGCUGCACGGGCUGCUGCUGGACCAAAGCGAGGAGUUCUUCGUGAAGCAGGGUCCCAGUGCAGGAGGAGCUGCUGCCAACCAGGAGGAGGAGGAGGAGGACCUGGGCCUGGGGGGACUGAGUGGGAAACAGCUCAGAGAACUUCAGGACCUGAGGCUGAUCGAGGAGGAGAACAUGCUGGCUCCGUCUCUGCAGCAGUUCUCUCUGCGGACAGAGAUGCUGCCGUCUUACAUUCCCAUCAGAGUGGCUGAGAAGAUUCUCUUUGUUGGAGAGUCCGUCCAGAUGUUUGAGAACCACAACCACAGCCCAUCAAGAGCAGGCUCCAUCCUGAAGCACCAGGAGGACAUGUUUGCUGCAGAGCUGCACAGACUCAAACAGCAGCCUCUCUUCAGCCUGGUGGAUUUUGAAAAUUUGAUCGAUCGCAUCAGGAGCACAGUGGCAGAGCAUCUCUGGACGUUGAUGGUGGAGGAGUCGGAUCUGCUGGAACAGCUCAAGAUUAUUAAGGACUUCUACCUGCUGGGUCGAGGCGAGCUCUACCAGGUUUUUAUUGACCUUGCGCAGCACAUGCUGAAGACUCCUCCGACAGCCGUCACUGAACAUGAUGUAAAUGUGGCCUUUCAGCAGGCGGCUCAUAAGGUGCUGCUGGACGACGACAACCUGCUGCCUCUGCUGCACCUCACGGUCGACUACCAGGGCAAAGACAACAAAGAGGCAACGGGCCCGAGAGAUGGAGCCACUCCUCCACAGGACACCUCCCCGCGUGAGGUCCCUCCCACAGGCUGGGCGGCUCUCGGUCUCACCUACAAGGUCCAGUGGCCGCUGCACAUCCUCUUCACUCCAGCUAUCCUAGAGAAGUACAAUGUUGUGUUCAGGUACCUGCUGAGUGUGCGGAGAGUGCAGUCUCAGCUGCAGCACUGCUGGGCUCUACAGAUGCAGAGGAAACACCUCAAGUCCAGCCAGACGGACGCCGUGAAGUGGAGGCUACGCAACCACAUGGCCUUCCUCAUCGACAACCUGCAGUACUACUUACAGGUAGACGUGCUGGAGUCUCAGUUCUCUCAGCUGCUCCAGCAGAUCAACUCCACCAGAGACUUUGAGAGCAUCCGACUGGCCCACGACCACUUCCUCAGCAACCUCCUCGCCCAGUCCUUCAUCCUCCUGAAGCCGGUAUUUCACUGUCUGAACGAGAUCCUAGAGUUGUGUCAAACAUUCUGCUCGCUAGUCAAUCAGAGUGUGGCGUCGCUGGACGAGAGAGGGACGGCUCAGCUCGAUAUCCUGGUCAAAGGCUUCAGACGACAGUCCUUCUUGCUGUUUAAGAUCCUUUCCAGUGUGAGGAACCAUCAGAUAAACUCUGAUCUGGCUCAGCUGUUACUGCGACUGGACUACAACAAAUACUACACGCAGGCUGGAGGCACUCUGGGCAGUGUUUAAGAAGAGCACAAAGGAUUAAGAUUUGGAUACUAAACACACAGUGAACAGAAGAAACUCCGUCAGUGUUGUCCUUUGUUU